Messenger RNA from Rhododendron vialii, 600 nucleotides. RefSeq names its product MADS-box transcription factor 23-like. Gene Ontology annotation, biological process: regulation of transcription by RNA polymerase II. NCBI's taxonomy places the organism in Eukaryota, Viridiplantae, Streptophyta, Magnoliopsida, Ericales, Ericaceae. Gene Ontology annotation, molecular function: RNA polymerase II cis-regulatory region sequence-specific DNA binding; DNA-binding transcription factor activity, RNA polymerase II-specific; protein dimerization activity. The transcript is spliced from 2 exons. The record is from RefSeq and is a predicted model, not a curated record. Bases 1 to 600 code for a protein of 199 amino acids.
AUGGGUACCGGGAAGAAGAAGAUAGAGAUAAAGAUGAGGGAGAAAGGAGAACAAAGGAUGGUGACGUUCUCGAAGAGACGCCAGGGUCUGUUCAAGAAAGCUUAUGAGCUCCACCGCCUCACCGGGGCGCACGUUGCCUCCGUCGUUUUCUCUCCAACCGGCCGCCCCUACGUCCACGGCAACCCCUCCUUCGACGCCACCAUCGACCGCUACUUGAAUAUCAUGAUCAAUAACACUAUUAGUAGCAGUGCAAGUACUGCAACUGCAACUGGUUCUUCUUCUUCUUGUCACGUGGAAGAUCAGAUGAUCAACGGUGGUGAUGAUAUAGAUUCUGGUGGUGGGGCGAAUGGGAAGAUGAUGAUGAUGAUGUUGAGGUCGUGUUUGGAAGGGAUGAGAGUAGAGGAUUAUUGGAAUGUGGAGGAACUUGUUGUGAUGAAGGAGAAGAUGGGGGUGAUUAGAGGGAAGGUUGUUCAGCAAAUUGAGAAUGAGUUUACGAACAUACAAUGCGAGGAAAAAGUUCCAGGAGCCGACAAACUUGCAACAGAGUAUAGGUUUUUGUAUGUCAAAGGGAUUUGCGCCCUAGAAAAUUUUCAAAUAUAG